AUGUCAACACAAUACUCCAACGAAAUUCCCUUUUCCGCAAACCACACACAACAAGCCUUCAAAUUUCUCGAAUUACCUCCAGAGUUACUCGCACUACUUGAAUCCGAUACCCCUCCCACCCUAACCAUACUCCCCUCCCCCACCCCACCCCACCACGCACACCUUACUGUCCUCACCACCUCCUCCUCCACCUCCCUUACCCCCUCUCCCGGCAAAACAUCAACCUACCUCCUCCGCCAAAAAAACACUUCCAACCCACUUAUACUACUCGCCCCCUCCAGCACCCCAUUCCCCUCGCCAAACGACCCUUCACCAUCAUCCUCAUCCUCACCCUCAUCCCCAUCCUCCAUCCCACUCCCAUCCAUAACCUGCAUAUCCACCAUCUCCGAAACCAUCGAAUUAAUCACCCACACGCCCGAAAUCUCUGACCCCGAUAUCCCGCAAGACGAAGACGGUCAAAAACCACUCAUCAACCUCGACUCUAAGUCCAAGCCAGAGUCUAAUAAGCCCAAACUCAAUAAGUGGCAUGAGAAAUUUGCGAAGACGCGAAAUAGAUAG
Sclerotinia borealis F-4128 is the source of this 558-nucleotide messenger RNA. Lineage: Eukaryota; Fungi; Ascomycota; Leotiomycetes; Helotiales; Sclerotiniaceae. The record is from the annotation of a GenBank genome assembly.